Molecule: messenger RNA, 1104 nt
Organism: Capronia epimyces CBS 606.96
Lineage: Eukaryota; Fungi; Ascomycota; Eurotiomycetes; Chaetothyriales; Herpotrichiellaceae
Exons: 1
Coding region: 1-1104 (367 amino acids)
Source: RefSeq, a predicted model, not a curated record
AUGCUGCCGACCAACAUACCAAACACCUCCCAGAUAAUUGGCGACCACGGUUCGCUCCCCAACGUCCAAAUACACUACGCUGUCCCUGCCGAUGAGAAACAAAUAGUCGCGUCCUUACGUACUCUCCAACGGGAUCUCAACGAAGCCGUGCAGACCAUCAACUCUCUUACUAGGGAACGCGAUGAGGCUUUGAUGGAGCUCAGGUUGCUUCGAGCCGGGUCGAAGAAACAAGCGACACCUGCCAAGAAGAACAGAGCGUCGAUACGCGUUGAAGAGGAAUUGUUUGACAUCAGCCGUUCAAUGGAGUCACCUAAACAAUCCCCCGCGAGGCGGGAUGCUGUUGAAGCUAAAGAAGCUGCUAAGACUGCCAAUUCCGACGAUGCGCGAGUUCUGUCGCCAAUCCCUAUCAACCAAGCAACCUCGCCUACAUUCGACAAGCGAACAGCAAGUAAGCCCGGUGUGCAUGUCAACAGCAAGUCCCAUGCCUACAGGAGGCCCGCUGUUAAUGACACCGAGAACAGCAUGAUCGAAGAUCCGACAGCUGCCUCCAAUACUUCUCGACGUCGUCGCCACCUAGCGAUGGACGAGAAUAUGACCUCCGCGUACAUUCUACCUGACAUCACUGUCAACCAGCCCCAGAAAUCGACCAGAGCCCAAGUGUCACCGGAGGUCCAAAAUGUCCUGCAUAGACAUGGCCCUGAUCAUGCUGGAAACUGCGCCGUUUGCCAGAGGCUUACGGUGAAGAGAACCAAACACGUUAUGCACGAGAUUCCCGGCGCUGAAAGACCCGAUUUCACUGCACAGAUAACCCAGCUCAUGAAGGAUGCCAUGCUGGAAGAACCAACCAUGCGACCCAAGAUUUCCCCUUGGUUGGCGCUUGCUAAUGUCAAGAAGCUGCUGACGGAUCAGUUUGAAGAGGCCAAACGGAAGCAUAGUCAGGCAUGGGAGAAGUAUGAUGCGAUCCAAGCACCGCUAAGUAGCAAGAAACAUGCGGCAGCAAGCCAGGAUCUGUUCUACUGGUCCAAGAAGAUGGAGGAGUGCAGAGUCAACCUCGAUCAACUAAGAGACGUUGAGGAGGGUAUGAAAGACCAAGAUGAGCUCUGA